Tilletiopsis washingtonensis is the source of this 1275-nucleotide messenger RNA. Its product is annotated as Mov34-domain-containing protein. The record is from RefSeq and is a predicted model, not a curated record. The coding region runs from base 168 to 1031 and encodes 287 amino acids. Gene Ontology annotation, cellular component: membrane; endosome. The transcript is spliced from 8 exons. Gene Ontology annotation, biological process: protein K63-linked deubiquitination. Gene Ontology annotation, molecular function: protein binding; K63-linked deubiquitinase activity; metal-dependent deubiquitinase activity. Lineage: Eukaryota; Fungi; Basidiomycota; Exobasidiomycetes; Entylomatales.
ACGUGCGCGAUGUGCUGGGCUGGGGCCCGUCGGGACCGCCGAGCCCAGGCGCGUCGCGGGACGUGGUGCGGCGAACAGAUCACCAACCAACGCCGUUCCCCAAUCCGCGAGCCGAGCCCGCCGCGGCGCUGGCCUACCCGACGCUGCGUGCGUCGCACUCGAUCCGCAUGGCCAAGCAUCAAGAGAACCAGGGCUUUGCGCCGAGCUCGCUGCAGUCCGAACGCUACUUCCAGACAAUGCGCUCCGCCUCGACGUCGGCGCUGCCGAACCCGCACGCCAGCGAGUGGUACAACCCGCAUGCGGGGCAGCCACGAGCUGAAGCGCGGAUCGCCGCCAUGCCGCAGCCGCAACAGCCGCUGGGCGCGUAUCCGUCCAUCUCGCACUCGCACGCAGAAGGCCCGGUGCAGGCUGCGUCUCGGAGACUAGGCGCACAGGAUGUGGAGCGCGAGGCGCGGCGCCUGCUUGCCGAGGAGCGCGUGCUUGCGGGACCGCAAGUGUACACUGAAGGCGGCGAGGCGCUGCGCACCGUGCGGAUUCCGUCGGCGCUCAUCAGCCGCUUCGUGGCGCUGGCGGACCCAAACACGCAGCGCAACAUCGAGACUCUUGGGCUUCUCAUGGGCCGGCUCACAAGAGACGUCUUUACCGUCUCACAUCUCAUGGUGCCAAAGCAGACGGGCACGAGCGAUCGCUGCGACACAGUCGACGAAGAGAGCAUCAUCUGCCUCGGCUGGAUCCACACGCAUCCCUUCUACUCGUCCUUCCUCUCCUCGCGCGACUUGCAUACCCACAGCGGCUGGCAGAGCCUGCUGCCCGAGGCGGUGGCCAUCGUGUGCGCGCCCAACUCGGACCCCGCCGUCGGGCUGUUCCGCUUGACCGACCCGCCUGGCCUCAAGACCAUCAUCAACUGUCGAGUGCCUGGCGAGUUCCACCCGCACGCAUCCGCAAGCGGCGAGAGUCUCGCGCUUUACACCGACGUGACGCACGUGGUGCUCGACGGCUCCGCACCGCUCUCGGUCGACGACCUGCGCUAAGGCUUCUCGCGUCUCUCCGCUACCUGGCGGCCAAGAAGAACUUGCGCGCGCACGCUGCGCUGGAGUUCCUGACUCGCCUCUGCUUGACCUGAGGAUGGGCUUGCUUAUCUGCCUUUCGCACUGUUGAGCAUUGCAUGGACAGCAUUGCCGACGGCAGGUCUGCAUCCCUGUCCUCACGGCAAGGCAGAGACGACCAGCUGCGGGUGUGGCAAGCUGGCAGAGGUAGACCUGCCUUGUUUGCACG